Closterium sp. NIES-65 is the source of this 28476-nucleotide messenger RNA. The record is from the annotation of a GenBank genome assembly. Lineage: Eukaryota; Viridiplantae; Streptophyta; Zygnematophyceae; Desmidiales; Closteriaceae.
AUGCCCAUGACCAGCAGAGAGCGCUCCUCUGCUUGUGCUUCCUCUGCUUGCACUUCCUCUACUUGUGCUUCCUCUCCUUGUGCUUCCUCUCCUUGCGCUUCCUCUGCUUGCGCUUCCUCUGCUUGCGCUUCCUCUGCUAGUGCUUCCUUUGCUUGCGCUUCCUCUGCUUGUGCUUCCUCUGCUUGUGCUUCCUCUGCUUAUGCUUCCUCUGCUUGUGCUUCCUCUACUUGUGCUUCCUCUGCGUGCGCUUCCUCCGCUUGUGCUUCCUCUGCUUACGCUUCCUCUGCUUGCGCUUCCUCUGCUUGUGCUUCCUCUGCUUGCGCUUCCUCUGCUUGUGCUUCCUGUGCUUGCGCUUCCUCUACAUGUGCUUCCUUUGCUUGCGCUCCUCUGCUUCUGCUUCCUCUGCUUGUGCUUCCUCUGCUUAUGCUUCCUCUCCUUGUGCUUCCUCAGCUUGCGCUUCCUCAGCUUGUGCUUCCUCUACUUGCGCUUCCUCUGCUUGUGCUUCCUCUACUUGCGCUUCCUCUACUUGUGCUUCCUCUGCUUGCGCUUCCUCUGCUUGUGCUUCCUCUGCUUGUGCUUCCUCUGCUUAUGCUUCCUCUGCUAGUGCUUCCUCAGCUUGUGCUUCCUCUGCUUGCGCUCCUCUGCUUGUGCUUCCUCUGCUUGUGCUUCCUCUGCUUGCGCUUCCUCUACUUGUGCUUGCUCUGCUUGUGCUUCCUCUGCUUGCACUUCCUCUCCUUGUGCUUCCUCUGCCUGUGCUUCCUCUGCUUGCGCUUCCUCUGCUUCCGCUUCCUCUGCUUGCGCUUCCUCUGCUUGUCCUUUCUCUGCUUACGUGUCCUCUCCUUCUGCUUCCUCCGCUUGCACUCCUCCGCUUGGGCUUCCUCUGCUUGUGCUUCCUGUGCUUGCGCUUCCUCUACUUGUGCUUCCUCUGCCUGCCCUUCCUCUGCUUGCGCUUCCUCUGCUUGUGCUUCCUCUGCUUGUGCUCCCUUUUCUUUCGCUUCCUCUGCUUGUGCUUCCUUUGCUUGCGCUUCCUUUGCUUGUGCUUCCUCUAUAUGCGCUUCCUCUGGUUUUGCUUCCUCUGCGUGCGCUUCCUCUGGUUGUGCUUCCUCUUCUUGCGCUUCCUUUGCUUGUGCUUCCUCUACAUGCGCUUUCUCUGCUUUUGCUUCCUCUGCGUGCCCUUCCUCUGCUUGUGCUUCCUCUGCUAACGCUUCCUCUGCUUGCGCUUCCUCUGCUUGUGCUUCCUCUGCUUGCGCUUCCUCUGCUUGCGCUUCCUCUGCUUGUGCUCCCUCAGCUUGCGCUUCCUCUGCUUGUUCUUCCUCUUCUUGCGCUUCCUCUGCUUGUGCUUCCUCUGCUUGUGCUUCCUCUGCUUGUGCUUCCUCUGCUUGUGCUUCCUCUGCUUGUGCUUCCUCUGCUUGUGCUUCCUCUGCUUGUGCUUCCUCAGCUUGCGCUUCCUCUGCUUGUGCUUCCUUAGCUUGUGAUUCCUCUGCUUGCGAUUCUUUUGUUUACGCUUCCUUUGCUUGUGCUUCAUCUGCUUACGCUUUCUCUGCUUGCGCUUCCUCUGCUUGUGCUUCCUUUGCUUGCGCUUCCUCUGCUUGUGGUUCCUCUGCUUGCACUUCCUCUGCUUGCGCUUCCUCUGCUUGUGCUUUUGACGCUUGCGCUUCCUCUGCUCAUGCUUCCUCUGCAUGUGCUUCCUCUGCUUGCGCUUCCUCUGCUUGCGCUUCCUCUGCUUACGCUUCCUCUGUUUGCGCUUCCUCUGCUUCUUCUUCCUGUGCUUGCGCUUCUUCUGCUUGCGCAUCCUUUGCUUGUGCUUCCUCUGCUUACGCUUUCUCUGCUUGCGCUUCCUCUGCUUGUGCUUCCUUUGCUUGCGCUUCCUCUGCUUGUGCUUCCUCGGCUUGCGCUUUCUCUGCUUGUGCUUCCUCUGCUUGCGCUUCCUCUGCUUGUGCUUCCUCUGCUUAUGCUUCCUCUGCUUGUGCUUCCUCUGCUUGCACUUCCUAUGCUUGUGCCUCCUCUGCUUGUGCUUCCUCUGCUUGUGCUUCCUCUGCUUACGCUUCCUUUUCUUGUGCUUCCUCUGCUUGCGCUUCCGCUGCUUGCGCUUCCUCUGCUUGUUCUUCCUCUGCUUGCGCUUCCUCUGCUUGCGCUUCCUCUGCUUGCGCUUCCUCUCCUUGCGCUUCCUCUGCUUGCGCUACCUCGGCUUGUGAUUCCUCUGCUUGCGCAUCCUCUACUUGUGCUUCCUCCGCUUGUGCUUCCUCUUCUUGUACUUCCUCUUCUUGUGCAUCCUCUGCUUGCGCUUCCUCUACUUGCGCUUCCUCUGCUUACGCUUCCUCUGCUUGCGCUUCCCUUGCUUGCGCUUCCUCUGCUUACGCUUCCUCCACUUGCGCUCCUCUACUUGCGCUUCCUCUGCUUACGCUUCCUCUAGUUAUGCUUCCUCUGUUUGCGCUUCCUCUGCUUACGCUUCCUCCACUUGCGCUCCUCUGCUUGCGCUUCCUCUGCUUACGCUUCCUCUGCUUGCGCCUCCUCUGCUUGCGCUUCCUGUGCUUGUGCUUCCUCUGCUUGUGCUUCCUCUGCUUGCGCUUCCACUGCUUGCGCUUCUUCUUCUUGUGCUUCCUAUGCUUGCGCUGCCUCUAUUUGCGCUUCCUCUGCUUGCGUUUCCUCUGCUUGCGCUCUUCUGCUUGUGCUUCCUCUCCUUGCGCUUCCUCUGCUUCUGCUUCCUCUACUUGCGCCUCCUCUGCUUGUGCGUCCUCUGCUUGCGCUUCCUUUGCUUGCGCUUCCUCUGCUUGCGCUUUCUCUGCUUUUGCUUCCUCUGCUUAUGCUUCCUCUGCUUGUGCUUCCUCUGCUUGCGCUUCCUCUGCUUGUGCUUCCUCUACUUGCGCUUCCUUUGCUUGCGCUUCCUCUGUUUGCGCUUCCUCUGCUUGCGCUUCCUCUGCUUGCGCUUCCUCUGCUUGCGCUUCCUCUGCUUGGGCUCCUCUGCUUGUGCUUCCUCUGCUUAUGCUUCCUCUGCUUGCGCUUCCUCUGCUUGUGCUUCCUCUGCUUGUGCUUCCUCUACUUGCGCAUCCUCUGCUUGUGCUUCCUCUACUUGCGCUUCCUCUGCUUGCGCUUCCUCUUCUUGUGCUUCCUCUGCUUGCGCUUCCUCUGCUUGUGCUUCCUCUGCUUGUGCUUCCUCUGCUUGCGCUUCCUCUGCUUACGCUUCCUCUGAUUGUGCUUCCUCUGAGAGCGCUUCCUCUUCUUGUGCUUCCUCUGCUUGCGCUUCUUCUGCUUGUGCUUUCAUUGCUUGUGCUUCCUCUGCUUGCGCUUCCUCGUCUUGUGCUUCUUCUGCUUGUGCUUCCUCUACUUGCGCUUCCUCUGCUUGGGCUCUUGUGCUUGUGCUUCCACUGCUUGUGCUUCCUCUGCUUGCGCUUCCUGUGCCUGUGCUUCCUCUGCUUCUGCUUCCUCUGCUUGCACUUCCUCUGCUUGCGCUUCCUCUGCUUGCGCUCCUCUGCUUGUGCUUCCUCUACUUGUGCUUCCUCUGUUUGCGCUUCCUCUAGUUGUGCUUCUGCUGCUUGUGCUUCCUCUGCUUGUGCUUUCUCUGCUUGUGCUUCUUCUGCUUGCGCUUCCUCUGCUUGCGCUUCCUCUGCUUGCGCUUCCUCUGCUUGUGCUUCCUCUGCUUGUGCUUCCUCUGCUUGCGCUUCCUCUGCUUGUGCUUCCUCUGCUUGUGCUUCCUCUGCUUGCGCUUCUUCUGCUUGCGCUUCCUCUGCUUGCGCUUCCUCUGCUUGCGCUUCCUCUACUUGUUCUUCCUCUGCUUGCGCUUCCUCUGCUUGCACUUCCUCUGCUUGUCCUCCUCUGCUUGCGCUUCCUCUGCUUGCGCUUCCUAUGCUUGCGCUUCCUCUUCUUGUGCUUCCUCUGCUUAAGCUUCCUCUGCUUGUGCUUCCUCCGCUUGCUCUUCCUUUGCUUACGCUUCCUCUGCUUGCGCUCCUCUGCUUGUGCUUUCUCUGCUUGUGCUUUCUCUGCUUGCGCUUCCUCUGCUUGUGCUUCCUCUGCUUGUGCUCCUCUGCUUGCGCUUCCUCUGCUUGCGCUUCCUAUGCUUGCGCUUCCUCUUCUUGCGCUUCCUCUGCUUACGCUUCCUCUGCUUGUGCUUCCUCUGCUUGCUCUUCCUUUGCUUACGCUUCCUCUGCUUGCGCUCCUCUGCUUGUGCUUGAUCUGCUUGUGCUUCCUCUUCUUGCGCUUCCUCUGCUUGUGAUUCCUCUGCUUGUGCUUUCUCUGCUUGCUCUUCCUCUGCUUGCGCUUCCUCAGCAGGCGCUUCCUCUACUUGGGCUCCUCUGCUUGUGCUUCCUUUGCUUGUGCUUCCUCUGCUUGUGCUUCCUCUGCUUGUGCUUCCUCUGCUUGCGCUUCCUCUGCUUGCGCUUCCUCUGCUUGCGCUUCCUCUGCUUGUUCUUCCUCUGCUUGCGCUUCCUCUGCUUGCACUUCCUCCGCUUUUGCUUCUCUGCUUGCGCUUCCUCUGCUUGCGCUUCCUAUGCUUGCGCUUCCUCUUCUUGUGCUUCCUCUGCUUACGCUUCCUCUGCUUGUGCUUCCUCUGCUUGCUCUUCCUUUGCGUACGCUUCCUCUGCUUGCGCUCCUGUUCUUGUGCUUUCUCUGCUUGUGCUUCCUCUGCUUGCGCUUCCUCUGCUUGUGCUUCCUCUGCUUGCGCUUCCUCUGCUUGUGCUUCCUUUGCUUGCGCUUCCUCUGCUUGCGCUCCUCUGCUUGUGCUUCCUCUGCUUGCGCUUCCUCUGCUUGCGCUCCUCUGCUUGUGCUUCCUCUGCAUGCGCUUCCUCUACUUGUGCUUCUCUGCUUGCGCUUCCCCUGCUUGUGCUUCCUCUGCUUGCGCUUCCUCUGCUUUCGCUUCCUCUGCUUGCGCUUCCUCUGCUUGCGCUUUCGCUGCUUAUGCUUCCUCUGCUUAUGCUUCCUCAGCUUGUGCUUCCUCUGCUUGCGCUUCCUCUGCUUGUGCUUCCUCUGCUUACGCUUCCUCUGCUUGCGCUUCCUGUGCUUGCGCUUUCUCUUCUUGGGCUCCUUUGCUUGUGCUUCCUCUGCUUGUGCUUCCUCUGCUUGCGCUUUCUCUGCUCGUGCUUCCUGUGCUUGUGCUUCCUCUACUUGCGCUUCCUCUGCUUUUGCUUCCUUUGCUUGCGCUUCCUCUGCUUGCGCUUCUUCUGCUUGUGGUUCCUCUGCUUGUGCUUCCUCUGCUUGUGCUUCCUCUACUUGCGCUUCCUCUGCUUGCGCUUCCUCUGCUUGUGCUCUUUGGUUGUGCUUCCUCUACUUGUGCUUCCUCUGCUUGCACUUCCUCUAGUUGUGUUUCCGCUGCUUGUGCUUCCUCUACUUGUGCUUUCUCUGCUUGCUCUUCCUCUGCUUGUGCUUCCUCUGCUUGCGCUUCCUCUGUUUGGGCUCCUUUGCUUGUGCUUCCUCUGCUUAUGCUUCCUCUGCUUGCGCUUCCUCUGCUUGUGCUUCCUCUGCUUGUGCUUCCUCUGCUUGCGGUUCCUCUGCUUGCGCUUCCUCUGCUUGCGCUUCCUCUGCUUGCGCUUCCUCUGCUUGUUCUUCCUCUGCUUGCGCUUCCUCUGCUUGCACUUCCUCUGCUUGUGCUCCUCUGCUUGCGCUUCCUCUGCUUGCGCUUCCUAUGCUUGUGCUUCCUCUUCGUGCGCUUCCUCUGCUUACGCUUCUUCUGCUUGUGCUUCCUCUGCUUGCUCUUCCUUUGCCUACGCUUCCUCUGCUUGCGCUCCUGUGCUUGUGCUUUCUCUGCUUGUGCUUUCUGUGCUUGCGCUUCCUCUGCUUGUGCUUCCUCUGCUUAGGCUUCCUUUGCUUGUGCUUCCUUUGCUUGCGCUUCCUCUGCUUGCGCUCCUCUGCUUGUGCUUCCUCUGCUUGCGCUCCUCUGCUUGUGCUUUCUCUGCUUGCGCUUCCUCUGCUUGCGCUUCCUUUGCUUGUGCUUCCUCUGCUUGCGCUUCCUCUGCUUGUGCUUCCUUUGCUUGCGCUUCCUCUACUUGUGCUUCCUCUGCUUGUGCUUCCUCUGCUUGCUCUUCCUUUGCUUACGCUUCCUCUGCUUGCGCUCCUCUGCUUGUGCUUUCUCUGCUUGUGCUUCCUCUGCUUGCGCUUCCUCUGCUUGUGCUUCCUCUGCUUGCGCUUCCUCUGCUUGUGCUUCCUUUGCUUGCGCUUCCUCUGCUUGUCCUUCCUCUGCUUGUGCUUCCUCUGCUUGCGCUUCCUCUGCUUGCGCUCCUCUGCUUGUGCUUCCUCUGCUUGCGCUUCCUCUGCUUGUGCUUCUCUGCUUGCGCUUCCUCUGCUUGUGCUUCCUCUCCUUGCGCUUCCUCUGCUUGCGCUUCCUCUGCUUGCGCUUCCUCUGAUUGCGCUUCCUCUGCUUGCGCUUUCUCUGCUUAUGCUUCCUCUCCUUAUGCUUCCUCAGCUUGUGCUUCCUCUGCUUGCGCUUCCUCUGCUUGUGCUUCCUCUCCUUACGCUUCCUCUGCUUGCGCUUCCUGUGCUUGCGCUUCCUCUGCUUGCGCUUCCUCUGCUUGCGCUUCCUCUGCUUGCGCUUCCUCUGCUUGCGCUUCCUCUGCUUGCGCUUCCUCUGCUUGCGCUUUCUCUCCUUUGGAUCCUUUGCUUGUGCUUCCUCUGCUUGUGCUUCCUUUGCUUGCGCUUUCUCUGCUUGUGCUUCCUCUGCUUGUGCUUCCUCUACUUGCGCUUCCUCUGCUUUUGCUUCCUCUGCUUGCGCUUCCUCUGCUUGCGCUUGUUCUGCUUGUGGUUCCUCUACUUGUGCUUCCUGUGCUUGUGCUUCCUCUACUUGCGCUUCCUCUGCUUGCGCUUCCUCUGCUUGUGCUCUUUGGUUGUGCUUCCUCUGCUUGUGCUUCCUCUUCUUGUGCUUCCUCUGCUUGCGAUUCCUCUGCUUGUGCUUCCUCUGCUUGCGCUUCCUCUACUUGGGCUCCUCUUCCUCUGCUUCCUCUGCUUGUGCUUCCUCUGGUUGCGCUUCCUCUGCUUACGCUUCCUCUGCUUGCGCUUCCUCUGCUUGCGCUUCCUCUUCUUGCGCUACCUCUGCUUGUGCUUCCUCUGCUUGUGCUUUCUCUGCUUGAUCUUCCUCUGCUUGCGCUUCCUCUGCUUACGCUUCCUCUGCUUGGGCUCCUCUGCUUGUGCUUCCUCUGCUUGUGCUUCCUCUGCUUGCGCUUCCUCUACUUGUGCUUCCUCUGCUUUUGCUUCCUCUGCUUGCGCUUCCUCUGCUUGCGCUUCCUCUGCUUGCGCUUCCUCUGCUUGCGCUUCCUCUGCUUGUUCUUCCUCUGCUUGCGCUUCCUCUGCUUGCACUUCAUCUGCUUGUGCUCCUCUUCUUGCGCUUCCUCUGCUUGCGCUUCCUAUGCUUGCGCUUCCUCUUCUUUCGCUUCCUCUGCUUACGCUUCCUCUGCUUGUGCUUCCUCUGCUUGCUCUUCCUUUGCUUACACUUCCUCUGCUUGCGCUCCUCUGCUUGUGCUUCCUCUGCUUGUGCUUCCUCUGCUUGCGCUUCCUCUGCUUGUGCUUCCUCUGCUUGUGCUUCCUUUGCUUGCGCUUCCUCUGCUUGCGCUCCUCUGCUUGUGCUUCCUCUGCUUGCGCUUCCUCUGCUUGCGCUCCUCUGCUUGUGCUUCCUCUGCUUGCGCUUCCUCUGCUUGUGCUUCCUCUGCUUGCGCCUUCCUCUGGUUGUGCUUCCUCUGCUUGCGCUUCCUCUGCUUGCGCUUCCUCUGCUUGCGCUUCCUCUGCUUGCGCUUCCUCUGCUUGCGCUUUCUCUGCUUAUGCCUCCUCUGCUUAUGCUUCCUCAGCUUGUGCUUCCUCUGCUUGCGAUUCCUCUGCUUGUGCUUCCUCUGCUUACGCUUCCUCUGCUUGCGCUUCCUUUACUUGCGCUUCCUCUGCUUGCGCUUCCUCUGCUUGCGCUUCCUCUGCUUGCGCUUCCUCUACUUGCGCUUCCUCUGCUUGCGCUUCCUCUGCUUGCGCUUUCUCUGCUUGGGCUCCUUUGCUUGUGCUUCCUCUGCUUGUGCUUCCUCUGCUUGCGCUUCCUCUACUUGUGCUUCCUCUGCUUGUGCUUCCUCUGCUUCCGCUUCCUCUGCUUGUGCUUUCUCUGCUUGGGCUUCCUCUGCUUGCGCUUCUCUGCUUCUGCUUCCUCUACUUGUGCUUCCUGCUUGUGCUUCCUCUGCUUGCGCUUCCUCUGCUUACGCUUUCUCUGCUUGCGCUUCCUCUGCUUGCGCUUCCUUUGCUUGCGCUUCCUCUUCUUGCGCUUCCUCUGCUUACGCUUCCUCUCCUUGUGCUUCCUCUGCUUGCUCUUCCUUUGCUUACGCUUCCUCUGCUUGCGCUCCUCUGCUUGCGCUUCCUCUGCUUGUGCUUCCUCUGCUUGCGCUUCCUCUGCUUGUGCUUCCUCUCCUUGCGCUUCCUCUGCUUGUGCUUCCUCUGCUUGCGCUUCCUAUGCUUGCGCUCCUCUGCUUGUGCUUCCUCUGCCUGUGCUUCCAGCUUGUGCUUCCUCUGCUUGCGCUUCCUCUACUUGUGCUUCCUCUACUUGCGCCUCCACUGCUUACGCUUCCUCUGCUUGUGCUUCCUCUGCUUGCUCUUCCUUUGCUUACGCUUCCUCUGCCUGGGCUCCUCUGCUUGUGCUUCCUCUGCUUGUGCUUCCUCUGCUUGCGCUUGUUCUGCUUGUGCUUCCUCUACUUGCGCUUCCUCUGCUUGUGCUUCCUCUGCUUGGGCUUCCUCUGCUUGUGCUCCUUUGCUUGUGCUUCCUCUUCUUGCGAUUCCUAUGCUUGCGCUUCCUCUGCUUGCGCUUCCUCUAUUUGCGCUUCCUCUGCUUGCGCUUCCUCUACUUGCACUCCUCUGCUUGUUCUUCCUCUGCUUGCGCUUCCUCUGCUUGUGCUUCGUCUGCUUGCGCCUUCUCUGCUUGUGCUUCCUCUACUUGCGCUUCCUGUGCUUGCGCUUUCUCUGCUUGCGCUUCCUCUGCUUGUGCUUCGUCUGCUUGCGCCUUCUCUGCUUGUGCUUCCUCUGCUUGCGCUUCCUCUGCUUGCGCUUUCUCUGCUUGUGCUUCCUCUUCUUAUGCUUCCUCUGCUUAUGCUUCCUCUGCUUGCGCUUCCUCUACUUGUGCUUCCUCUGCUUACACUUCCUUUGCUUGCGCUUCCUCUGCUUGCGCUUCCUCUGCUUGCGCUUCCUCUGCUUGCGCUUCCUCUGCUUGUGCUUCCUCUGCUUGCGCUUCCUCUACUUGCGCUUCCUCUGCUUGGGCUCCUCUGCUUGUGCUUCCUCUGCUUGUGCUUCCUCUGCUUGCGCUUCCUCUGCUUGCGCUUCCUCUGCUUGUGCUUCCUCUGCUUGCACUUCCUCUGCUUGUGCUUCCUCUGCUUGCGCUUCCUCUGCUUGCGCUUCCUCUGCUUGUGCUUCCUCUACUUGUGCUUCCUCUGCUUGUGCUUCCUCUACUUGCGCUUCCUCUACUUGCGCUCCUCUGCUUGUGCUUCCUCUGCUUGUGCUUCCUCUGCUUGCGCUUGCUCUUCUUGUGCUUCCUCUGCUUGCGCUUCCUCUACUUGUUCUUCCUCUGCUUGCGCUUCCUCUGGUUGCGCUCCUCUGCUUCUGCUUCUUCGGCUUGUGCUUCCUUCUUGUGCUUCCUCUGCUUGGGCUUCCUCUACUAACGCUCCUCUGCUUGUGCUGCCUCAUCUUGUGCUUCCUCUGCUUGCGCUUCCUCUUCUUGCGCUCCUCUGCUUGUGCUUCUUCUGCUUGUGCUUCCUGCUUGUGCUUCCUCUGCUCUUGGGCUUCCUCUGCUUGCGCUUCCUCUGCUUGUGCUUCCUCUACUUGCGCUUCUUCUCCUUGUGCUUCCUCUGCUUGCGCUUUCUCUACUUGCGCUCCUCUGCUUGUGCUUCCUCUGCUUGUGAUUCCUCUCCUUGCGCUUCCUCCGCUUGCGCUUCCUCUACUUGCGCUCCUCUACUUGUGCUUGCUCUGCUUGUGCUUCCUAUGCUUGCGCUUCCUCUGCUUGUGCUUCCUCUGCUUGCGAUUCCUCUACUUGCGCUUCCUCUGCUUGCGCUUCCUCUGCUUGCGCUUCCUCUGCUUGUGCUCCUCUGCUUGCGCUUCCUCUGCUUGUGCUUCCUCUGCUUGCGCUUCCUCUGCUUGCGCUUCCUCUCCUUGCGCUUCCUCUGCUUGCGCUUCCUCUGCUUGCGCUCCUCUGCUUGUGCUUCUUCUGCUUGUGCUUCCUGCUUUUGCUUCCUCUGCUUGCUCUUCCUUUGCUUACGCUUCCUCUGCCUGCGCUUCCUCUGCUUGUGCUUCCUCUACUUGCGCUUCCUCUGCUUGCGCUUCCUCUGCUUGUGCUUCCUCUACUUGCGCUCCUCUGCUGGUGCUUCCUCUGCUUGCGAUUCCUCUGCUUGCGCUUCCUCUGCUUGCGCUUCCUCUACUUCUUCCUCUGCUUGCGCUUCCUCUGAUUGUGCUUCCUCUAUUUGCGCUUCCUCUGCUUGCGCUUCCUCUAUUUGCGCUUCCUUUUCUUGCGCUUCCAUUGCUUACGCUUCCUCUGCUUGUGCUUCCUCUGCUUGCUCUUCCUUUGCUUACGCUUCCUCUGCCUGCGCUCCUCUGCUUGUGCUUCCUCUGCUUGUGCUUCCUCUGCUUGCGCUUCCUCUGCUUGUGCUUCCUCUGCUUGCGCUUCCUCUGCCUGCGCUUCCUCUGCUUGCGCUUCCUCUGCUUGCGCUUCCUCUGCUUGCGCUUCCUCUGCUUGCGCUUCCUCUGCUUGGGCUCCUCUGCUUGUGCUUCCUCUGCUUGUGCUUCCUCUGCUUGCGCUUCCUCUGCUUGUGCUUCUUCUGCUUGUGCUUCCUCUCCUUGCGCUUCCCCUGCUUGUGCUUCCUCUGCUUGCGCUUCCUCUGCUUGCGCUUCCGCUGCUUGUGCUUCCUCUGCUUGUGCUUCCUCUGCUUGUGCUUCCUCUGCUUGCGUUUCCUCUGCUUAAGCUUCCUCUGCUUGCGCUUCCUCUGCUUGCGCUCCUCUGCUUGUGCUUCCUCUGCUUGUGCUUCCUCUGCUUGCGCUUCCUCUGCUUGUGCUUCCUCUGCUUUCGCUUCUUCUGCUUGUGCUUCCUCUGCUUGCGCUUCCUCUGCUUGCGCUCCUCUGCUUGUGCUUCCUCCGCUUGUGCUUCCUGCUUGUGCUUCCUCUGCUUGCGCUUCCUCUGCUUGUGCUUCCUCUACUUGCGCUUCCUCUGCUUGCGCUUCCUCUGCUUGCGCUUCCUCUUCUUGCCCUUCCUCUGCUUACGCUACUUCUGCUUGUGCUUCCUCUGCUUGCUCUUCCUUUGCUUACGCUUCCUCUGCUUGCGCUCCUCUGCUUGUGCGUUCUCUUCUUGUGCUUCCUCUGCUUGCGCUUCCUCCGCUUGUGCAUCCUCUACUUGCGCUUCCUCUGCUUGUGCUUCCUCUGCUUGCGCUUCCUCUGCUUGCGCUCCUCUGCUUGUGCUUCCUCUGCUUGUGCUUCCUGCUUUUGCUUCCUCUACUUGCGCUUCCUCUGCUUGUGCUUCCUCUACUUGCGCUUCCUCUGCUUGCGCUUCCUGUGCUUGCGCUUCCUCUUCUUGCGCUUCCUGUGCUUACGCUUCCUCUGCUUGUGCUUCCUCUGCUUGCUCUUCCUUUGCUUACGCUUCCUCUGCCUGCGCUUCUCUGCUUGUGCUUCCUUUGCUUGUGCUUCCUUUGCUUGCGCUUCCUCUGCUUGUGCUUCCUCUACUUGCGCUUCCUCUGCUUGUGCUUCCUCUGCUUGCGAUUCCUCUGCUUGCGCUCCUCUGCUUGUUCUUCCUCUGCUUGUGCUUCCUCUUCUUGUGCUUCCUCUGCUUGUGCUUCCUUUGCUUACGCUUCCUCAGCUUGCGCUCCUCUGCUUGUGCUUCCUCUCCUUGUGCUUCCUCUGCUUGCGCUUCCUCUACUUGUGCAUCCUCUACUUGCGCUUCCUCUGCUUGUGCUUUCUCUGCUUGCGCUUCCUCUGCUUGCGCUCCUCUGCUUGUGCUUCCUCUGCUUGUGCUUCCUGCUUGUGCUUCCUCUACUUGCGCUUCCUCUGCUUGUGCUUUCUCUACUUGCACUUCCUCUUCUUGCGCUUCCUGUGCUUGCGCUUCCUCUUCUUGCGCUUCCUGUGCUUACGCUUCCUCUGCUUGUGCUUCAUCUGCUUGUGCUUCCUCUGCUUGCGCUUCCUCUGCUUGCGCUUCCUCUGCUUGCACUUCAUCUGCUUGUGCUUCCUCUGCUUGCGCUUCCUCUGCUUGUGCUUCCUCUGCUUGCGCUUCCUCUGCCUGCGCUUCCUAUGCUUGCGCUUCCUCUGCUUGCGCUUCCUCUGCUUGCACUUCCUCUGCUUGCGCUUCCUCUGCUUGGGCUCCUCUGCUUGUGCUUCCUCUGCUUGUGCUUCCUCUGCUUGCGCUUCCUCUGCUUGUGCUUCUUCUGCUUGUGCUUCCUCUCCUUGCGCUUCCCCUGCUUGUGCUUCCUCUGCUUGUGCUUCCUCUGCUUGCGCUUCCGCUGCUUGUGCUUCGUCUACUUGUGCUUCCUCUUCUUGUGCUUCCUCUGCUUGCGUUUCCUCUGCUUAAGCUUCCUCUGCUUGCGCUUCUUCUGCUUGCGCUCCUCCGCUUGUGCUUCCUCUGCUUGUGCUUCCUCUGCUUGCGCUUCCUCUGCUUGUGCUUCCUCUGCUUUCGCUUCUUCUGCUUGUGCUUCCUCUGCUUGCGCUUCCUCUGCUUGCGCUCCUCUGCUUGUGCUUCCUCUGCUUGUGCUUCCUGCUUGUGCUUCCUCUGCUUGCGCUUCCUCUGCUUGUGCUUCCUCUACUUGCGCUUCCUCUGCUUGCGCUUCCUCUGCUUGCGCUUCCUCUUCUUGCGCUUCCUCUGCUUACGCUACCUCUGCUUGUGCUUCCUCUGCUUGCUCAUCCUUUGCUUACGCUUCCUCUGCUUGCGCUCCUCUGCUUGUGCGUUCUCUGCUUGUGCUUCCUCUGCUUGCGCUUCCUCCGCUUGUGCAUCCUCUACUUGCGCUUCCUCUGCUUGUGCUUCCUCUGCUUGCGCUUCCUCUGCUUGCGCUCCUCUGCUUGUGCUUCCUGUGCUUGUGCUUCCUGCUUUUGCUUCCUCUACUUGCGCUUCCUCUGCUUGUGCUUCCUCUACUUGCGCUUCCUCUGCUUGCGCUUCCUUUGCUUGCGCUUCCUCUUCUUGCGCUUCCUGUGCUUACGCUUCCUCUGCUUGUGCUUCCUCUGCUUGCUCUUCCUUUGCUUACGCUUCCUCUGCCUGCGCUUCUCUGCUUGUGCUUCCUCUGCUUGUGCUUUCUUUGCUUGCGCUUCCUCUGCUUGUGCUUCCUCUACUUGCGCUUUUUCUGCUUGUGCUUCCUCUGCUUGCGAUUCCUCUGCUUGCGCUCCUCUGCUUGUUCUUCCUCUGCUUGUGCUUCCUCUGCUUGUGCUUCCUCUGCUUGUGCUUCCUUUGCUUACGCUUCCUCAGCUUGCGCUCCUCUGCUUGUGCUUCCUCUGCUUGUGCUUCCUCUGCUUGCGCUUCCUCUACUUGUGCAUCCUCUACUUGCGCUUCCUCUGCUUGUGCUUCCUCUGCUUGCGCUUCCUCUGCUUGCGCUCCUCUGCUUGUGCUUCCUCUGCUUGUGCUUCCUGCUUGUGCUUCCUCUACUUGCGCUUCCUCUGCUUGUGCUUUCUCUACUUGCACUUCCUCUGCUUGCACUUCCUCUGCUUGCACUUCCUGUGCUUGCGCUUCCUCUUCUUGCGCUUCCUGUGCUUACGCUUUCUCUGCUUGUGCUUCCUCGGCUUGCUCAUCCUUUGCUUACGCUUCCUCUGCCUGCGCUCCUCUGCUUGUGCUUCCUCUGCUUGUGCUUCCUUUGCUUGCGUUUCCUCUGCUUGUGCUUCCUCUACUUGCGCUUCCUCUGCUUGUGCUUCCUCUGCUUGCGCUUCCUCUGCUUGCGCUCCUCUGCUUGUGCUUCCUCUGCUUGCGAUUCCUCUGCUUGCGCUUCCUCUGCUUGCGCUUCCUCUGCUUGCGCUUCUUCUGCUUCCGCUUCCUCUGCUUGCGCUUCCUCUGCUUGCGCUUCCCCUGCUUGCGCUUCCUCUGCUUGCGCUUCCUCUGCUUGCGCUUCCUUUGCUUGCGCUUCCUCUGCUUGCGCUUCCUAUGCUUGCACUUCCUCUGCUUGGGCUCCUUUGCUUGUGCUUCCUCUGCUUGUGCUUCCUAUGCUUGUGCUUCCUCUGCUUCUGCUUCCUCUGCUUGUGCUUCCUCUGCUUGUGCUUCCUAUGCUUGUGCUUCCUCUGCUUCUGCUUCCUCUGCUUGUGCUUCCUCUGCUUGUGGUUCCUCUGCUUGUGCUUUCUCUGCUUGUGCUUCCUCUGCUUGUGCUUCCUCUGCUUGUGCUACCUCUGCUUGUGCUUCCUCUGCUUGCGCUUCCUUUGCUUGCGCUCCUGUGCUCGUGCUUCCUCUGCUUGUGCUUCCUCUGCUUGUGUUUCCUCUGCUUGGGCUUCCUCUGCUUGUGCUUCCUCUGCUUGUGCUUCCUCUGCUUGCGCUUCCUUUGCUUGCGCUUCUGUGCUCCUGCUUCCUCUGCUUGUGCUUCCUGCUUGUGCUUCCUCUGCUUGCGCUUCCUCUGCGCUUCCUCUGCUUGCGCUUCCUCUGCUUGCACUUCCUCUGCUUGCGCUUCCUCUUCUUGCGCUUCCUCAGCUUAUGCUUCCUCUGAUUGUGCUUCCUCAUCUUGCUCUUCCUUUGCUUACGCUUCCUCUGCUUGCGCUCCUCUGCUUGUGCUUCCUCUGCUUGUGCUUCCUUUCCUUGCAAUUCCUCUGCUUGUGCUUCCUCUACUUGCGCUUCCUCUGCUUGCGCUCCUCUACUUGUGCUUCCUCUGCUUGUGCUUCUUGCUUGUGCUUCCUCUACUUGUGCUUCCUCUGCUUGUGCUUCCUCUACUUGCGCUCCUCUGCUUGUGCUUCCUUUGCAUGCGCUUCCUCUGCUUGCGCUUCCUAUGCUUGCGCUUCCUCUGCUUGGGCUCCUUUGCUUGUGCUUCCUCUGCUUGUGCUUCCUUUGCUUGUGCUUCCUCUGCUUGUGCUUCCUCUGCUUGUGCUUCCUCUGCUUGUGCUUCCUCUGCUUGUGCUUCCUCUGCUUGCGCUUCCUCUGCUUGUGCUUCCUCUGCUUGCCUUAUGCUUCCUCUGAUGGUGCUUCCUCAUCUUGCUCUUCCUUUGCUUACGCUUCCUCUGCUUGCGCUCCCUUGCUUGUGCUUCCUCUGCUUGUGCUUCCUGCUUGUGCUUCCUCUACUUGUGCUUCCUCUGCUUGUGCUUCCUCUACUUGCGCUCCUUUGCUUGUGCUUCCUUUGCAUGCGCUUCCUCUGCUUGCGCUUCCUAUGCUUGCGCUUCCUCUGCUUGGGCUCCUUUGCUUGUGGUUCCUCUGCUUGUGCUUCCUUUGCUUGUGCUUCCUCUGCUUGUGCUUCCUCUGCUUGUGCUUCCUCUGCUUGUGCUUCCUCUGCUUGUGCUUCCUCUGCUUGCGCUUCCUCUGCUUGUGCUUCCUCUGCUUGCGUUUUCUUUGCUUGCGCUCCUCUGCUCCUGCUUCCUCUGCUUGUGCUUCCUGCUUGUGCUUCCUCUGCUUGCGCUUCCUCUGCUUACGCUUCCUCUGCUUGCGCUUCCUCUGCUUGUGCUUCCUCUGCUUGCGCUUCCUCUGCUUGCGCUCCUCUGCUUGUGCUUCCUCUGCUUGCGAUUCCUCUGCUUGCGCUUCCUCUGCUUGCGCUUCCUCUGCUUGCGCUUCCUCUGCUUCCGCUUCCUCUGCUUGUGCUUCCUCUGCUUGCGCUUCCUCUGCUUGCGCUUCCUCUGCUUGCGCUUCCUAUGCUUGUGAUUCCUCUGCUUGUGCUUCCUCUGCUUGCGCUUCCUCUGCUUGAGCUCCUCUGCUUGUGCUUCCUCUGCUUGCGAUUCCUCUGCUUGCGCUUCCUCUGCUUGCGCUUCCUCUGCUUGCGCUUUCUCUGCUUCCGCUUCCUCUGCUUGUGCUUCCUCUGCUUGCGCUUCCUCUGCUUGCGCUUCCUCUGCUUGCGCUUCCUUUGCUUGCGCUUCCUCUGCUUGUGCUUCCUUUGCUUUUGCUUCCUCUGCUUGUGCUUCCUCUGCUUGCGCUUCCUCUGCGCUUCCUAUGCUUGCGCUUCCUCUUCUUGCGCUUCGUCAGCUUAUGCUUCCUCUGAUUGUGCUUCCUCAUCUUGCUCUUCCUUUGCUUACGCUUCCUCUGCUUGCGCUCCUCUGCUUGUGCUUCCUCUGCUUGUGCUUCCUUUCCUUGCAAUUCCUCUGCUUGUGCUUCCUCUGCUUGCGCUUCCUCUGCUUACGCUCCUCUACUUGUGCUUCCUCUGCUUGUGCUUCCUUCUUAUGCUUCCUCUGCUUGUGCUUCCUCUGCUUGUGCUUCCUCUACUUGCGCUUCCUCUGCUUGCGCUUCCUUUGCUUGCGCUUCCUCCUCUUGCGCUUUCUCUGCUUACGCUUCCUCUGCUUGUGCUUCCUCUGCUUGAUCUUCCUUUGCUUACGCUUCCACAGCCUGCGCUCCUCUGCUUGUGCUUCCUCUGCUUGUGCGUCAUCUACUUGUGCUUCCUCUGCUUGUGCUUCCUCUACUUGCGCUUCUUCUUCUUGUGCUUCCUCUGCUUGUGCUUCCUCUGCUUGCGCUCCUCUGCUUGUGCUUCCUCUGCUUGCGAUUCCUCUGCUUGCGCUUCCUCUGCCUUCGCUUCCUCUACUUGCGCUCCUCUGCUUGUGCUUCCUCUGCUUGUGCUUCCUCUGCUUGCUCUUCCUUUGCUUACGCUUCCUCUGCCUGCGCUCCUCUGCUUAUGCUUCCUCUGCUUGUGCUUUCUCUGCUUGCGCUUCCUCUGCUUGUGCUUCCUCUACUUGCACUUCCUCUGCUUGUGCUUCCUCUGCUUGUGCGUCCUCUACUUGCGCUUCCUCUACUUGUGCUUCCUCUACUUGCACUUCUUCUGCUUGUGCUUCCUCUGCUUGCGCUCCUCUGCUCCUGCUUCCUCUGCUUGUGCUUCCUGCUUGUGCUUCCUCUGCUUGCGCUUCCUCUGCUUACGCUUCCUCUGCUUGUGCUUCCUGCUUGUGCUUCCUCUGCUUGCGCUUCCUCUGCUUACGCUUUCUCUGCUUGCGCUUUCUCUGCUUGCACUUCCUCUGCUUGCGCUUCCUCUUCUUGCGCUUCCUCAGCUUAUGCUUCCUCUGAUUGUGCUUCCUCAUCUUGCUCUUCCUUUCCUUACGCUUCCUCUGCUUGCGCUCCUCUGCUUGUGCUUCCUCUGCUUGUGCUUCCUUUCCUUGCAAUUCCUCUGUUUUUGCUUCCACUGCUUUCGCUUCCUCUGCUUGCGCUCCUCUACUUGUGCUUCCUCUGCUUGUCCUUCCUGCUUGUGCUUCCUCUACUUGUGCUUCCUCUGCUUGUGCUUCCUCUACUUGCGCUUCCUCUGCUUGCGCUUCCUUUGCUUGCGCUUUCUCCUCUUGCGCUUCCUCUGCUUACGCUUCCUCUGCUUGUGCUUCCUCUGCUUGCUCUUCCUUUGCUUACGCUUCCUCAGCCUGCGCUCCUCUGCUUGUGCUUCCUCUGCUUGUGCGUCCUCUACUUGCGCUUCCUCUGCUUGUGCUUCCUCUACUUACGCUUCUUCUACUUGUGCUUCCUCUGCUUGUGCUUCCUCUGCUUGCGCUCUUCUGCUUGUGCUUCCUCUGCUUGCGAUUCCUCUGCUUUCGCUUCCUCUGCUUUCGCUUCCUCUACUUGCGUUCUCUGCUUGUGCUUCCUCUGCUUGUGCUUCCUCUGCUUGCUCUUCCUUUGCUUACGCUUCCUCUGCCUGCGCUCCUCUGCUUAUGCUUCCUCUGCUUGUGCUUCCUCUACUUGCACUUCCUCUGCUUGUGCUUCCUCUACUUGUGCUUCCUCUACUUGCGCUCCUCUGCUUGUGCUUCCUCUGCUUGUGCUUCCUCUGCUUGUGCUUCCUCUUCUUGUGCUUCCUCUGCUUGCGCUUCCUCUGCUUUCGCUUCCUCUGCUUGCACUUCCUCUGCUUGCGCUUCCUCUUCUUGCGGUUCUCUGCAUGUGCUUCCUCUGCUUGUACUUCGUCUCCUUGCGCUUCCCCUGCUUGUGCUUCUUCUGCUUCCGCUUCCUCUACUUGUGCUUCCUCUGCUUGCGCUUCCUUUGCUUGUUCUUCCUCUUCUUUUGCUUCCUCUUCUUGCGCUUCCUCUACUAGUGCUUCCUCUGCUUACACUUCCUCUGCUUGCGCUUCCUCUGCUCGCGCUUCCUCUGCUUGUGCUUCCUCUGCUUGUGCUUCCUCUGCUUGUGCUUCCUCUGCUUGUGCUUCCUCUGCUUGUGCUUCUUCUGCUUGCGCUUCCUCUGGUUGUGACUCCUCACCUUCCGCUUCCUCUACUUGCGCUUCCUCUGGUUGUGACUCCUCACCUUCCGCUUCCUCUGCUUGCGCUCCCUCUGCUUGUGCUUCCUCUUCUUGCCCUUCCUCUGCUUGCGCUUCCUCUGCUUGCGCUCCUCUGCUUGUGCUUCCUCUGCUUGUGCUUCCUCUGCUUGCGCUUCCUCUGCUUGUGCUUCCUCUACUUACGCUUCCUCUGCUUGCGCUUCCUCUGCUCUUGCUUCCUCUGCUUGUGCUUCCUCUGCUUGUGCUUCCUCUGCUUGUGCUUCCUCAACUUGCGCUUCCUCUGCUUGUGCUUCCUUUGCUUCCGCUUCCUUUGCUUGUUCUUCCUCUGCUUGUGCUUCCUCUGCUUGUGCUUCCUGCUUGUGCUUCCUCUACUUGUGCUUCCUCUGCUUGUGCUUCCUCUACUUGCGCUUCCUCUGCUUGCGCUUCCUUUGCUUGCGCUUCCUCCUCUUGCGCUUCCUCUGCUUACGCUCCUCUACUUGUGCUUCCUCUGCUUGUGCUUCCUCCUUAUGCUUCCUCUGCUUGUGCUUCCUCUGCUUGUGCUUCCUCUACUUGCGCUUCCUCUGCUUGCGCUUCCUUUGCUUGCGCUUCCUCCUCUUGCGCUUUCUCUGCUUACGCUUCCUCUGCUUGUGCUUCCUCUGCUUGCUCUUCCUUUGCUUACGCUUCCUCAGCCUGCGCUCCUCUGCUUGUGCUUCCUCUGCUUGUGCGUCAUCUACUUGUGCUUCCUCUGCUUGUGCUUCCUCUACUUGCGCUUCUUCUUCUUGUGCUUCCUCUGCUUCUGCUUCCUCUGCUUGCGCUCCUGUGCUUGUGCUUCCUCUGCUUGCGAUUCCUCUGCUUGCGCUUCCUCUGCCUUCGCUUCCUCUACUUGCGCUCCUCUGCUUGUGCUUCCUCUGCUUGUGCUUCCUCUGCUUGCUCUUCCUUUGCUUACGCUUCCUCUGCCUGCGCUCCUCUGCUUAUGCUUCCUCUGCUUGUGCUUCCUCUGCUUGCGCUUCCUCUGCUUGUGCUUCCUCUACUUGCACUUCCUCUGCUUGUGCUUCCUCUGCUUGUGCGUCCUCUACUUGCGCUUCCUCUACUUGUGCUUCCUCUACUUGCGCUUCUUCUGCUUGUGCUUCCUCUGCUUGCGCUCCUCUGCUUGCUCUUCCUUUGCUUACGCUUCCUCUGCCUGCGCUCCUCUGCUUAUGCUUCCUCUGCUUGUGCUUCCUCUACUUGCACUUCCUCUGCUUGUGCUUCCUCUGCUUGUGCUUCCUCUACUUGCGCUCCUCUGCUUGUGCUUCCUCUGCUUGUGCUUCCUCUGCUUGUGCUUCCUCUUCUUGUGCUUCCUCUGCUUGCGCUUCCUCUGCUUUCGCUUCCUCUGGUUGUGACUCCUCUGCUUGCGCUUCCUCUACUUGCGCUUCCUCUACUUGCGCUUCCUUUGCUUGGGCAUCCUCUGCUUGCGCUUCCUCUGCUUGCUCUUCCUUUGCUUACGCUUCCUCAGCCUGCGCUCCUCUGCUUGUGCUUCCUCUGCUUGUGCGUCCUCUACUUGCGCUUCCUCUGCUUGUGCUUCCUCUACUUGCGCUUCUUCUGCUUGUGCUUCCUCUGCUUGUGCUUCCUCUGCUUGCGCUCCUCUGCUUGUGCUUCCUCUGCUUGCGAUUCCUCUGCUUGCGCUUCCUCUGCUUUCGCUUCCUCUACUUGCGCUCCUCUGCUUGUGCUUCCUCUGCUUGUGCUUCCUCUUCUUGCUCUUCCUUUGCAUACGCUUCCUCUGCCUGCGCUCCUCUGCUUGUGCUUCCUCUGCUUGUGCUUCGUCUACUUGCGCUUCCUCUGCUUGCGCUUCCUUUGCUUGCGCUUCCUCCUCUUGCACUUUCUCUGCUUACGCUUCCUCUGCUUGUGCUUCCUCUGCUUGCUCUUCCUUUGCUUAGGCUUCCUCAGCCUGCGCUCCUCUGCUUGUGCUUCCUCUGCUUCUUCCUCUGCUUGUGCAUCCUCUACUUGCGCUUCCUCUGCUUGUGCUUCCUCUGCUUGCGCUUCCUCUGCUUGUGCUUCCUCUGCUUGCGAUUCCUCUGCUUGCGCUUCCUCAGCUUUCGCUUCCUCUGCUUGUGCUUCCUCUGCUUGUGCUUCCUCUGCUUGUGCUUCCUCUACUUGUGCUUCCUCUGCUUGUGCUUCCUCUACUUGCGCUUCCUCUACUUGCGCUUCCUCUGCUUGUGAUUCCUCUGCUUGCGAUUCCUCUGCUUGCGCUUCCUCAGCUUUCGCUUCCUCUGCUUGUGCUUCCUCUGCUUGUGCUUCCUCUGCUUGUGCUUCCUCUACUUGUGCUUCCUCUGCUUGUGCUUCCUCUACUUGCGCUUCCUUUGCUUGCGCUUCCUUUGCUUGCGCUUCCUCCUCUUGCGCUUCCUCUGCUUACGCUCCUCUACUUGUGCUUCCUCUGCUUGUGCUUCCUCCUUAUGCUUCCUCUGCUUGUGCUUCCUCUGCUUGUGCUUCCUCUACUUGCGCUUCCUCUGCUUGCGCUUCCUUUGCUUGCGCUUCCUCCUCUUGCGCUUUCUCUGCUUACGCUUCCUCUGCUUGUGCUUCCUCUGCUUGCUCUUCCUUUGCUUACGCUUCCUCAGCCUGCGCUCCUCUGCUUGUGCUUCCUCUGCUUGUGCGUCAUCUACUUGUGCUUCCUCUGCUUGUGCUUCCUCUACUUGCGCUUCUUCUUCUUGUGCUUCCUCUGCUUGUGCUUCCUCUGCUUGCGCUCCUCUGCUUGUGCUUCCUCUGCUUGCGAUUCCUCUGCUUGCGCUUCCUCUGCCUUCGCUUCCUCUACUUGCGCUCCUCUGCUUGUGCUUCCUCUGCUUGUGCUUCCUCUGCUUGCUCUUCCUUUGCUUACGCUUCCUCUGCCUGCGCUCCUCUGCUUAUGCUUCCUCUGCUUGUGCUUCCUCUGCUUGCGCUUCCUCUGCUUGUGCUUCCUCUACUUGCACUUCCUCUGCUUGUGCUUCCUCUGCUUGUGCGUCCUCUACUUGCGCUUCCUCUACUUGUGCUUCCUCUACUUGCGCUUCUUCUGCUUGUGCUUCCUCUGCUUGCGCUCCUCUGCUUGCUCUUCCUUUGCUUACGCUUCCUCUGCCUGCGCUCCUCUGCUUAUGCUUCCUCUGCUUGUGCUUCCUCUACUUGCACUUCCUCUGCUUGUGCUUCCUCUGCUUGUGCUUCCUCUACUUGCGCUCCUCUGCUUGUGCUUCCUCUGCUUGUGCUUCCUCUGCUUGUGCUUCCUCUUCUUGUGCUUCCUCUGCUUGCGCUUCCUCUGCUUUCGCUUCCUCUGGUUGUGACUCCUCUGCUUGCGCUUCCUCUACUUGCGCUUCCUCUACUUGCGCUUCCUUUGCUUGGGCAUCCUCUGCUUGCGCUUCCUCUGCUUGCUCUUCCUUUGCUUACGCUUCCUCAGCCUGCGCUCCUCUGCUUGUGCUUCCUCUGCUUGUGCGUCCUCUACUUGCGCUUCCUCUGCUUGUGCUUCCUCUACUUGCGCUUCUUCUGCUUGUGCUUCCUCUGCUUGUGCUUCCUCUGCUUGCGCUCCUCUGCUUGUGCUUCCUCUGCUUGCGAUUCCUCUGCUUGCGCUUCCUCUGCUUUCGCUUCCUCUACUUGCGCUCCUCUGCUUGUGCUUCCUCUGCUUGUGCUUCCUCUUCUUGCUCUUCCUUUGCAUACGCUUCCUCUGCCUGCGCUCCUCUGCUUGUGCUUCCUCUGCUUGUGCUUCGUCUACUUGCGCUUCCUCUGCUUGCGCUUCCUUUGCUUGCGCUUCCUCCUCUUGCACUUUCUCUGCUUACGCUUCCUCUGCUUGUGCUUCCUCUGCUUGCUCUUCCUUUGCUUAGGCUUCCUCAGCCUGCGCUCCUCUGCUUGUGCUUCCUCUGCUUGUGCAUCCUCUACUUGCGCUUCCUCUGCUUGUGCUUCCUCUGCUUGCUCUUCCUUUGCUUACGCUUCCUCAGCUUGCGCUCCUCUGCUUGAGCUUCCUCUGCUUGUGCAUCCUCUACUUGCGCUUCCUCUGCUUGUGCUUCCUCUGCUUGCGCUUCCUCUGCUUGUGCUUCCUCUGCUUGCGAUUCCUCUGCUUGCGCUUCCUCAGCUUUCGCUUCCUCUGCUUGUGCUUCCUCUGCUUGUGCUUCCUCUGCUUGUGCUUCCUCUACUUGUGCUUCCUCUGCUUGUGCUUCCUCUACUUGCGCUUCCUCUACUUGCGCUUCCUCUGCUUGUGAUUCCUCUGCUUGCGAUUCCUCUGCUUGCGCUUCCUCAGCUUUCGCUUCCUCUGCUUGUGCUUCCUCUGCUUGUGCUUCCUCUGCUUGUGCUUUCUCUACUUGUGCUUCCUCUGCUUGUGCUUCCUCUACUUGCGCUUCCUCUGCUUGCGCUUCCUUUGCUUGCGCUUCCUCCUCUUGCGCUUCCUCUGCUUACGCUCCUCUACUUGUGCUUCCUCUGCUUGUGCUUCCUCCUUAUGCUUCCUCUGCUUGUGCUUCCUCUGCUUGUGCUUCCUCUACUUGCGCUUCCUCUGCUUGCGCUUCCUUUGCUUGCGCUUCCUCCUCUUGCGCUUUCUCUGCUUACGCUUCCUCUGCUUGUGCUUCCUCUGCUUGCUCUUCCUUUGCUUACGCUUCCUCAGCCUGCGCUCCUCUGCUUGUGCUUCCUCUGCUUGUGCGUCAUCUACUUGUGCUUCCUCUGCUUGUGCUUCCUCUACUUGCGCUUCUUCUUCUUGUGCUUCCUCUGCUUGUGCUUCCUCUGCUUGCGCUCCUCUGCUUGUGCUUCCUCUGCUUGCGAUUCCUCUGCUUGCGCUUCCUCUGCCUUCGCUUCCUCUACUUGCGCUCCUCUGCUUGUGCUUCCUCUGCUUGUGCUUCCUCUGCUUGCUCUUCCUUUGCUUACGCUUCCUCUGCCUGCGCUCCUCUGCUUAUGCUUCCUCUGCUUGUGCUUCCUCUGCUUGCGCUUCCUCUGCUUGUGCUUCCUCUACUUGCACUUCCUCUGCUUGUGCUUCCUCUGCUUGUGCGUCCUCUACUUGCGCUUCCUCUACUUGUGCUUCCUCUACUUGCGCUUCUUCUGCUUGUGCUUCCUCUGCUUGCGCUCCUCUGCUUGCUCUUCCUUUGCUUACGCUUCCUCUGCCUGCGCUCCUCUGCUUAUGCUUCCUCUGCUUGUGCUUCCUCUACUUGCACUUCCUCUGCUUGUGCUUCCUCUGCUUGUGCUUCCUCUACUUGCGCUCCUCUGCUUGUGCUUCCUCUGCUUGUGCUUCCUCUGCUUGUGCUUCCUCUUCUUGUGCUUCCUUUGCUUGCGCUUCCUCUGCUUUCGCUUCCUCUGCCUGCGCUCCUCUGCUUGUGCUUCCUCUGCUUGUGCGUCCUCUACUUGCGCUUCCUCUGCUUGUGCUUCCUCUACUUGCGCUUCUUCUGCUUGUGCUUCCUCUGCUUGUGCUUCCUCUGCUUGCGCUCCUCUGCUUGUGCUUCCUCUGCUUGCGAUUCCUCUGCUUGCGCUUCCUCUGCUUUCGCUUCCUCUACUUGCGCUCCUCUGCUUGUGCUUCCUCUGCUUGUGCUUCCUCUUCUUGCUCUUCCUUUGCAUACGCUUCCUCUGCCUGCGCUCCUCUGCUUGUGCUUCCUCUGCUUGUGCUUCGUCUACUUGCGCUUCCUCUGCUUGCGCUUCCUUUGCUUGCGCUUCCUCCUCUUGCACUUUCUCUUCCUCUGCUUGUGCAUCCUCUACUUGCGCUUCCUCUGCUUGUGCUUCCUCUGCUUGCGCUCCUCUGCUUGUGCUUCCUCUGCUUGUGCUUCCUCUGCUUGCUCUUCCUUUGCUUACGCUUCCUUUGCCUGCGCUCCUCUGCUUAUGCUUCCUCUGCUUGUGCUUCCUCUGCUUGCGCUUCGUCUGCUUGUGCUUCCUCUACUUGCACUUCCUCUGCUUGUGCUUCCUCUGCUUGUGCUUCCUCUACUUGCGCUCCUCUGCUUGUGCUUCCUCACCUUGUGCUUCCUCUACUUGUGCUUCCUCUUCUUGUGCUUCCUCUGCUUGCGCUUCCUCUGCUUUCGCUUCCUCUGGUUGUGACUCCUCUGCUUGCGCUUCCUCUACUUGCGCUUCCUCUACUUGCGCUUCCUUUGCUUGGGCAUCCUCUGCUUGCGCUUCCUCUGCUUGCGCUUCCUCUGCUUGCGCUUCCUCUUCUUGCGCUCCUCUGCUUGUGCUUCCUCUGCUUGCGCUUCCUCUGCUUGUGCUUCUUCUCCUUCCGCUUCCUCUACUUGUGCUUCCUCUGCUUGCGCUUCCUUUGCUUGUUCUUCCUCUUCUUGUGCUUCCUCUUCUUGCGCUUCCUCUGCUAGUGCUUCCUCUGCUUACACUUCCUCUGCUUGCGCUUCCUCUGCUCGCGCUUCCUCUGCUUUUGCUUCCUCUGCUUGUGCUUCCUCUGCUUGUGCUUCCUCAACUUGUGCUUCUUCUCCUUGCGCUUCCUCUGGUUGUGACUCCUCACCUUCCGCUUCCUCUGCUUGCGCUUCCUCUGCUUGUGCUUCCUCUUCUUGCCCUUCCUCUGCUUGCGCUUCCUCUGCUUGCGCUCCUCUGCUUGUGCUUCCUCUACUUGUGCUUCCUCUGCUUGCGCGUCCUCUGCUUGUGCUUCCUCUACUUACGCUUCCUCUGCUUGCGCUUCCUCUGCUCACGCUUCCUCUACUUACGCUUCCUCUGCUUGUGCUUCCUCUGCUUGUGCUUCCUCUGCUUGCAUUUCCUCUGCUUGUGCUUCCUCUUCUUGCGCUUCCUCUGUUUGCGCUUCCUCUGCUUGCGCACCUCUGCUUGUGCUUCCUCUGCUUGUGCUUCCUUUGCUUGCGUUUCCUUUGCUUGUGCUUCUUCAGCUUCCGCUUCCUUUGCUUGUUCUUCCUCUGCUUGUGCUUCCUCUGCUUGUGCUUCCUGCUUGUGCUUCCUCUACUUGUGCUUCCUCUGCUUGUGCUUCCUCUACUUGCGCUUCUUCUGCUUGUGCUUCCUCUGCUUGUGCUUCCUCUGCUUGCGCUCCUCUGCUUGUGCUUCCUCUGCUUGCGAUUCCUCUGCUUGCGCUUCCUCUGCUUUCGCUUCCUCUACUUGCGCUCCUCUGCUUGUGCUUCCUUUGCUUGUGCUUCCUCUGCUUGCUCUUCCUUUUCAUACGCUUCCUCUGCCUGCGCUCCUCUGCUUAUGCUUCCUCUGCUUGUGCUUCCUCUGCUUGCGCUUCCUCUGCUUGUGCUUCCUCUACUUGCACUUCCUAUGCUUGUGCUUCCUCUUCUUGUGCUUCCUCUACUUGCGCUCCUCUGCUUGUGCUUCCUCUACUUGUGCUUCCUCUGCUUGUGCUUCCUCUUCUUGUGCUUCCUCUGCUUGCGCUUCCUCUGCUUUCGCUUCCUCUGGUUGUGACUCCUCUGCUUGCGCUUCCUCUACUUGCACUUCCUCUACUUGCGCUUCCUCUGCUUGGGCAUCCUUUGCUUGCGCUUCCUCUGCUUGCACUUCCUCUGCUUGCGCUUCCUCUUCUUGCGCUCCUCUGCUUGUGCUUUCUCUACUUGUGCUUCCUCUGCUUGCGCUUCCUCUGCUUGUGCUUCUUCUGCUUCCGCUUCCUCUACUUGUGCUUACUCUGCUCGCGCUUCCUUUGCUUGUUCUUCCUCUUCUUGUGCUUCCUCUUCUUGUGCUUCCUCUGCUAGUGCUUCCUCUGCUUACACUUCCUCUGCUUGCGCUUCCUCUGCUCGCGCUUCCUCUGCUUGUGCUUCCUCUGCUUGUGCUUCCUCUGCUUGUGCUUCCUCAACUUGUGCUUCCUCUACUUGCGCUUCCUCUGGUUGUGACUCCUCACCUUCCGCUUCCUCUGCUUGCGCUUCCUCUGCUUGUGCUUCCUCUUCUUGCCCUUCCUCUGCUUGCGCUCCUCUGCUUGUGCUUCUUCUGCUUGUGCUUCCUCUGCUUGCGCUUCCUCUGCUUGUGCUUCCUCUACUUACGCUUCCUCUGCUUGCGCUUCCUCUGCUCACGCUUCCUCUGCUUGUGCUUCCUCUACUUGUGCUUCCUCUGCUUGUGCUUCCUCAACUUGCGCUUCCUCUGCUUGGGCUUCCUCUGCUUCCGCUUCCUUUGCUUGUUCUUCCUCUGCUUGUGCUUCCUCGACUUGCGCUUCCUCUGCUUGCGCUUCCUAUGCUUGCGCUUCCUCUGCUUGGGCUCCUUUGUUUGUGCUUCCUCUGCUUGUGCUUCCUUUGCUUGUGCUUCCUCUGCUUGUGCUUCCUCUGCUUGUGCUUCGUCUGCUUGUGCUUCCUCUGCUUGUGCUUCCUCUGCUUGCGCUUCCUCUGCUUGUGCUUCCUCUGCUUGCGCUUCCUUUGCUUGCGCUCCUCUGCUCCUGCUUCCUCUGCUUGUGCUUCCUGCUUGUGCUUCCUCUGCUUGCACUUCCUGUUCUUACGCUUCCUCUGCUUGCGCUUCCUCUGCUUGCACUUCCUCUGCUUGCGCUUCCUCUUCUUGCGCUUCCUCAGCUUAUGCUUCCUCUGAUUGUGCUUCCUCAUCUUGCUCUUCCUUUGCUUACGCUUCCUCUGCUUGCGCUCCUCUGCUUGUGCUUCCUCUGCUUGUGCUUCCUUUCCUUGCAAUUCCUCUGCUUGUGCUUCCUCUGCUUGCGCUUCCUCUGCUUGCGCUCCUCUACUUGUGCUUCCUUUGCUUGUGCUUCCUUUGCUUGUGCUUCCUCUGCUUGUGCUUCCUCUACUUGCGCUUCCUCUGCUUGCGCUUCCUUUGCUUGCGCUUCCUCCUCUUGCGCUUCCUCUGCUUACGCUUCCUCUGCUUGUGCUUCCUCUGCUUGCUCUUCCUUUGCUUACGCUUCCUCAGCCUGCGCUCCUCUGCUUGUGCUUCCUCUGCUUGUGCGUCCUCUACUUGCGCUUCCUCUGCUUGUGCUUCCUCUACUUGGGCUUCUUCUGGUUGUGCUUCCUCUGCUUGUGCUUCCUCUGCUUGCGAUCCUCAGCUUGUGCUUCCUUUGCUUGCGAUUCCUCUGCUUGCGCUUCCUCUGCUUUUGCUUCCUCUACUUGCGCUCCUCUGCUUGUGCUUCCUCUGCUUGUGCUUCCUCUGCUUGCUCUUCCUUUGCUUACGCUUCCUCUGCCUGCGCUCCUCUGCUUAUACUUCCUCUGCUUGUGCUUCCUCUGCUUGCGCUUCCUCUGCUUGUGCUUCCUCUACUUGCACUUCCUCUGCUUGUGCUUCCUCUUCUUGUGCUUCCUCUACUUGCACUUCUCUGCUUGUGCUUCCUCAGCUUGUGAUUCCUCUGCUUGCGCUUCCUCUUCUUGAGCUUCCUUUGCUUGCGCUCCUCUGCUUGCGCUUCCUCUACUUGCGCUUCCUCUGCUUGUGCUCCUCUGCUUGCGCUUCCUCUACUUGUGCUUCCUCUGCUUGCGCUUCCUCUGCUUGCGCUUCCUCUGCUUGCGCUUCCUCUGCUUGCGCUUCCUCUGCUUGUGCUCCUCUGCUUGCGCUUCCUCUGCUUGUGCUUCCUCUACUUGCGCUUCCUCUGCUUGCGCUCCUCUGCUUGUGCUUCCUCUGCUUGCGCUUUCUCCGCUUGUGCUUCCUGUGCUUGCGCCUCCUCUGCUUGUGCUUCCUCUGCUUGCGCUUCCUCUGCUUGCACUUCCUCUGCAUGCGCUUCCUCUGUUUGUGCUUCCUGUGCUUAUGCUUCCUCUGCUUGUGCUUCCUCUGCUUGCGCUUCCUCUGCUUGUGCUUCCUCUGCUUGCGCUUCCUCUGCUUGCUCUUCCUCUGCUUGCGCUUCCUCUGCUUGCGCUCCUCUACUUGUGCUUCCUUUGCUUGUGCUUACUCUGCUUGUGCUUCCUCUGCUUGUGCUUUCUCUACUUGCGCUUCCUCUGCUUGCGCUUCCUAUGCUUGCGCUUCCUCCUCUUGCGCUUCCUCUGCUUACGCUUCCUCUGCUUGUGCUUCCUCUGCUUGCUCUUCCUUUGCUUACACUUCCUCAGCCUGCGCUCCUCUGCUUGUGCUUCCUCUGCUUGUGCGUCCUCUACUUGCGCUUCCUCUGCUUGUGCUUCCUCUACUUGGGCUUCUUCUGGUUGUGCUUCCUCUGCUUGUGCUUCCUCUGCUUGCGCUCCUCUGCUUCUGCUUCCUCUGCUUGCGAUUCCUCUGCUUGCGCUUCCUCUGCUUCUGCUUCCUCUACUUGCGCUCCUCUGGUUGUGCUUCCUCUGCUUGUGCUUCCUCUGCUUGCUCUUCCUUUGCUUACGCUUCCUCUGCCUGCGCUCCUCUGCUUAUGCUUCCUCUGCUUGUGCUUCCUCUGCUUGCGCUUCCUCUGCUUGUGCUUCCUCUACUUGCACUUCCUCUGCUUGUGCUUCCUCUUCUUGUGCUUCCUCUACUUGCACUUCUCUGCUUGUGCUUCCUCUGCUUGUGA